AUUGGCAAGCUCGUACAUUACUCUUUUGAUGCUGUCGUCGUCUCUGCGAUGCUCGCAGGCAUAAAGCGCUCCACGGGCUUGUCUCCAAAGACCAGUAGUAUUGAAAACAAGGACAUUCGAGGCGCAGUAGACCGCUAUCUCGGCGUUGGAGAAUGGGUCAUGGACGUCAGCAUUGGCUACAUGAGCAGCAGUGCUUACUUUGAGCGCAAGCGUUAG
Protomyces lactucae-debilis is the source of this 216-nucleotide messenger RNA. RefSeq lists its product as uncharacterized. The annotation marks the transcript as partial. Lineage: Eukaryota; Fungi; Ascomycota; Taphrinomycetes; Taphrinales; Protomycetaceae. Gene Ontology annotation, cellular component: cytoplasm. The transcript has a single exon. The record is from RefSeq and is a predicted model, not a curated record.